AUGGAUAUCAAGCUUCAAGGUGAAGCCGAUUUCACGACUACUCUUGAAGAUCCAAUCGAACUCUUGAAACCUAUUGAACGAUUCAUGAAGAAGAGUGCUGAUGCUGAGUAUGACUUCUUGGAUUUCUGGGAAGCAAAUCAAAAGUUCUUUGCUAUGAAGCAAGGAACAACCGAAAACUUGAUGCAUUUCAAGGAACGAUUCUUGAGACAGGCUGAAGUCAUGCAAGAUCUAUAUGGCGUUGCCUGGUUCCGAAAUUUUGCAGUCAAGACAAAAGCGUAUGCUGCUAUUGCUAGCACCGAUACUACUGCUAGAGACAAGUUCAAGGAUGAUAUCUUUGAAGCAGUUCUUGCAACAGGAUUCCUGUGCAACUGUGAUCAAACGAGAACAGCUCCUCUGAUGCUGGAUCUUCAGACAAACUACUGCAGGGAAGUGGAUUAUUAUCCAAAGACGGUCAGCAAAGCACAAGAUAUGUUGAAGAUUCACAUGGAUGUGAUCAAGAAUCCGGGAGUGAACCUUUACCAAGGAAAAGACCAGCUAAAUAAAGGUAAAGGAAAAGGUAAACCGAAGGACGAUAAGAAAAAGGCGGCAUGUUAUGUAUGUGGCAAAGAGGACCAUAUGUCUCCAAAAUGCCCAGACAGACUGCUACCAGAGAGUCAAUGGAAACAUCCGAAACACUAUGUUGAUUACGGGAAGAAGCUCAAUCUCAAUCAGAUUGGAGCAACUGUCCCAACUACAGCUACAGUUCCUGGAACUUCUCCAGCGACAAGUGUGAUCACAGGUGGUACAUCGAGUGUAGCGGGAAGUGUUAACACACCUUUGCGACUUGCUGGUACUACAGGUACUCAAAUGAUGCAAGUUCCUUCGGGAAUGCAGCUCAUGUAG
Molecule: messenger RNA, 882 nt
Organism: Cylindrotheca closterium
Lineage: Eukaryota; Bacillariophyta; Bacillariophyceae; Bacillariales; Bacillariaceae
Source: the annotation of a GenBank genome assembly